AUGCGGAAGGCUCUGUUGGCGAGCCAGUCCGCCGGAGCGAGAGCGAGCCGAGAGGAGCCGCCGCGCCGAGAGGUGGAGGAGGAGGAACGAGCCGCCACCGCCGCCGCCGCCAUCAUGGUCCCCCUGCCGGUCCCCGCAAGCGGGCCUCCGCCUCCCCACGCGCGGCUGCUGCUCUUGCCGGCGGCCGCCGCCGCCGCCUCCUCGGCAGCCGCGCCGCCCGCCCCCGGCGCGGCCUCGUCUCCGCCGCCGCGCAAGAGGCAGCGCCUGGCGCACCUCAGCCCCGAGGAGAAGGCGCUGCGCCGGUGAGGGGAGCAGGGAAGGCGGGCGGGCGGGCGGGCGGGCGGGAAGGGGGCUCCGGAGACGGGCCUGGCCGCUGACAGCCUCUCUCCGCAGGAAGCUGAAGAACCGCGUGGCGGCGCAGAGCGCGCGGGACCGCAAGAAGGCGCGCAUGGGCGAGCUGGAGCGGCAGGCCGUCGAGCUGGAGGCGGAGGUAGGUGGGCCAGGGAGGGCAGCGCGGGCCGGAGAGGGCUCCCGGGGCCGCUUCCCGCCGCUCAGCGCCGCCUCUCUCCUCCCCGCAGAACCAGAAGCUGCUGGCCGAGAAUCAGGCGCUUCGCGAGCGGACGCACAGCCUGGCGCGGGAGAACCGGGAGCUGCGCCUGCGCCUCGGGCUCCCCGCUCUGGAGGCGGCGGCGGCGGCGGCGGCGGCACCGCCCGCAGGAGCAGGAGCAGAAGGAGGGGCAGCACCGACGGCAGUAGCGCUCAAGGUAAGAGAGCAGCUCCAAGAGGCCCCACCUGUCUCCCUGAACUCGAGCGCUCACCUGAGUCUCUCUCUCUCCUUCCCCCUCAAAGGUGGAGAUGCUGGAAGAAGAUGAGGGGGAGCAGCCCGAGAGGGGCAGCACCACUGGGGCAACGGCCGGGUCCGCUGAGUCUGCAGCACUUAGACUACGUGUUCCUCUGCAGCAGGGACAGGCCCAGCAGCCGCUCGCCUUGGUGGUGGUGGCCUCCGCUUGGAUCCAGACAACUCUGAUUCUUCAGAUUCUGAGGUGAGUUCUGUUGCAACCCUUUCUGGCCUGCUGUGCACAAAUGCAGAUGGAACGUGGACCCCUUUGGGUUCGUAGAGCAGAGCUCAGACUGGGCUUCAUCCCACAAAGAACGGCCUUGAUUUCCUCACAUUCUCACAGCAACGGCUAGCCACCUUACUUUCACCAACGGGUUAGGCGGGUUGUUAGGAGCUGGGGAGCUGACUGGGACAUCUUGGAAUGGGAUGUUUUUUGUGCUAAUGAGAGGACUUAUUCCUUUUGCAGUCUGAUCUCCUCUUGGGCAUUCUGGACAGCUUGGAUCCAGACUUGUUCCUGCACUAUGGAGGAAGUGCAGAACCAGCCUGUGUGGAGAAGUUGCACCAAGAAGCGAGUGGAGAAGCAGAUUCCUUACCAGCCUCCCCCAGUUCCUCUCUGGGGUCCACAACACCCAAGCUGGAGGCCAUUAAUGAACUGAUACGGUUUGACCAUGAGUAUACCAAACCCUUCUUCCUGGAGAUUGUGGCGGAGGGGGAGGGCCAAGCCAAUAUGCUAGUGAGAAUAGAGGAAGUUGUUCCUCCCUCCUCUGAAAGCAUCCCCCUGGAGUACCCCAUCUCUGUCAAGGAGGAGCCUGUCAAUGUUCUCUUACCUGAGCUGGGCGUCUCCCACCUGCUCACCUCAGACCAGAAGCCUCAGCUCACCCCCUGUCUGCUAGAUGCUUCCAGUGAUUCAGGUUACGAGGGCUCCCCUUCCCCUUUCAGUGACCUGUCCUCUCCAUUGGACGCAGAGUAUGGCUGGGAGGAGGCCUUUGCCAAUGAACUUUUUCCGCAGCUGAUCAGUGUGUAAAAGAGUCUCUGACUCCCCCAGUGAGCCCCUGCCCUCACAGCCAAAAGGAGAGCAGGGCUACUUAUAAAGAACAUUCCUCUUGAAAGUGUUUCAGCAGAACCUUAAGUAUUGUUCUCAUUUGUAUGUUUUAUCUACCCAACAUUUGCCUAAUGCAGAGAUGAGGCGAUCUAAGAAAUUGACAUUUUACAGGGUUAGAAGUGGGCACCUGUGCUCUUUGAGUAAGACAUUGCCCUAUGAGGGGUGGGUGGGUUUUCCCCUUUUCAUUUAUGUAAAUAAUGGGGCAAUUUGGGAUAGAAAUAUUUUGUAAAACAAAAAAGUGUAAUAAUUAUUUUUCCUCCGCUGCAUAUUUAAACAACUAUCUGCAAUUAAAAAAAAUAUGGAAGUGAUUUCUUGCCUGCCUUCCCCACCCUAUUAAACCUGUAAAAUACUUUUCCUAUAGACAGUAUUGCACAAUUGCUGGCAAUAAGGUGGUUUAGGGUUUGAAGAAAGAUUAUUAUUAUUUGGGCAGUCAGAACAGAAAGUAUGGCAUUGCUACAUAAAGAACAGUCACUAGCUUUGCACCAUUCCUUUUCAUUCACAUUAAGAUCUUGAAAGGAACAAGGUAUCAGAAUUGAGCCAGUAUGUGUUCCGGUUAUCAGACUUUUUUUGGAAUCCGAACGUACUCCGUGCGGGGGGUGCACUUCCAUUUUGAGUUCCACACUUCUGUUGGUUGCUUGCGGAAGCGGUGAGGGGAUGGCUGAUGCUGCACUGACAAAGGCAGCAGAGGGACCCAGCGCCAGGGGGGGUGGCGACGGCAGCACUGCAGCAUCAGCCCCGCACACUUGUCCCUUCAAUGGCAAUUGGUAGAUCAGUGCUAGUUAUUUAUACUUGGUAGUAAAUUGCAGCCUGGUCUAUUGCUGUCAUUUUGUGGAUCAAUGGUCUCGUCAGAUAGUAAAAUUCAUGUUAAAUUGCUGUUUUAGGGAUUGUUUUUAAUUGUCUGGAACGGAUUACAGUCAUACCUCAUGUUACGUCCACUUCAUGUUACGUCCCGCAGAAACCUGGAAGUACCGGAAAGGGUUGCUUCCGGGUUUCGCCACUCGCACAUGGGCCGACGUGCAAAAUGACGUCAUGUGAAGUGGCGAAUUGCAACACGUGCGUGUGCAGAUGCACCGCUGUGGGUUGUGUUCCUUUCAUGUUGUGAACAGGCCUCAAGAACGGAUCCCGUUCACAUCCAGAGGUACCACUGUAAUCCAUUUUGCAUUACUUUUUAUGGGAAAGUGUGUCUUGGUUUUGGACACUUUGGUUUUGGAACAGACUUCCGGAAUGGAUUCAGUUUGAGAACCAAGGUACCACUGUACUAUUAAAUGCUGUGAAACUGCUUUUGAUCCAGACCAGGAAGCAAGAAAAUAGGCCCACCUUUCUGAUUUGGAGGAGGGCUUAGUAAACUGGACAAAAACUUCUGGCUGAUAAAAAUAGCAGUUGCAUGAAAGCAGCAGCUGUGAAAGCCCAAGAACUCCCCAUAUUGUUCUGAAAGAGCCAAGCAGAAGCGGUGUAUGCCUUUUUUGUUGAAGUGGUUUCCAGCAACUUCCCUGCUCGAUAUUUCUCAGAGGUGUACAUCUCAUAACAGCAGAACUUGAUGUCACCCAUCUGACUGGGCUGCCCCAGCAAUCCUGUCAAACAAGCAGCAGGUAGGCACAAAACAAGUCCAUGUUAUGUAAUGAGGCACAGUACAUGGUGCCUUUCCAUUAGCUCUUGCAUUGACCUGCAGCUUCAUUUCAGCUGACACAGAAAUACAGAUUACUACAAGUACUAAGUCACAACACUUUAAGGGAUCAUAGGCUAAAAACUGUGGACAUGAAAGACUCAAAAUCCAAGGGUGCCACUAGAAGUUGUAAGGGGAGAGCCAGAUAAAUAGUUGCCAAAACACUGAAAGUGCAGUGUGGUAAUGUGUCCCUCAAGGCAGGGUUUUUUUUUGGGGGGGGGUCCCAUUUAGGCCGCUGUUAGUGCUUGAGAUGCAAGAGACCUGCUCCACCUUACACAGCAACUGCAGGUGCUUUUAUUGCUUUAGCGACACAAUGUCACUUGCUGAUUUGCAACACAGCUUGUUCAGGGAGAUGGUUUGAUCACUUCAGUAGGUUGCGAGUGCUCGGUGGUGUAUAUUUUUCAGGGCCUUCUGGAGGGGCAAAGGCUGAACUAAAAAGUCCAAAGGAGCUUUUCAUGGCAGCUAGCCAAUGCAGCAUCACCAGGGGCCAGUAGAAACUUGCAACUGUUCCACCACCUCUUCAGUGGUCAAAACAGCAACACCAUCCCACAGCAUACUACAAACGUUAAAAAAGUUUAUUAACAUACAAAUUGGUCCAACCAAAGACAGACCACUAUCCAAUGUUGCUUAUUUCAAACGGACGGACCAGCAAACACUCAGAGAACUCCCCCUCUGAGCUAUACUUGUGUGGCACUGUCUUCCUGUGAGGAAGCCGAGACAGGUCUCAAUGACAAAAAUGAAUUGGAAAAUAAAUUAAAGUGAUCUGGAUCUAUUUACUUCUGGAAUCAGAAGAAUUCCCCUUCUCUCACCGGUAUUUGUGGGAUAAGCAGCCUCAUAACCAACAUGCUUACAAAAGCUGCCCUGCCAGGCUUAGCUCACCUUGAGAGACUAGAUAAUCAAGUCUUUGUCCGCCCCGCCCCGCCCCCUGAAAAGCUCAGCAUGUGUUCCAGCUUAGCCGCAUGGCUCUAACAAACCUCCCAAUAACAAAUUAUACCAAUAAUUUAGGAACUUUCACCACUUUGUAAGUAAGCCAAGUUUUACAGCCUAUGCAACUUUCUGAGUGCUGUUGCUGUACGGAAAAGCACAUGAAUCUGACCUUUGGACAGUUUUAGACAAUUUUAAGCUUACCAAAUGUGUUGUCCUUUAGAAUACACAAGGGCAUAUUCUAAAGGUCUGUAUUCCCACUUUGCUUGUGUCCUCACCAUGGAGUACUUGCCCCAAACCUGGAUCCUGGCAUUCAGGAAUUCUUUCUUUAUAUACUUAUUUUAUCCUUCCACCAACAGAAGUAGUCUUCAUUAAACAGCAUUUAGCCAGCAUGAAUGGUAACUGCAACAUCUGAAAAAGAACCACCAAUGGAAGACCCAAUGCCAGAGCGAGACAUUUGCCUUCACCGUCUUCUCACAUCAGCUGUGGAGGCCCUUCCACAUGCUACCAGAGUGGGGACCAGCAGGUUCUAACCGCUUGGUGUCCUUCCCUCCAUCCUCUGAAACUUGGGCAGUUUAAAAGCCACUUCUGCUUGCAUGUAGAGGACUACCAAAAAGGAAAAUAACAAUGGGAUAAAUGCUUUUCUCAUACUUCUUUGGCCCACCAGUUGUUGCCAGGCUACAUCUCCAAUCUCUUGACCACUAGCCCUGCUGGCUGCAGGUGACAGUUUAGUCUUAACAAGACUGGGGGGUGGAUGCACAGGGUUUCCACUCUGAAUUAAGAUGUAAAUGUUUAGGUACAAUUGUUCUAACGUUUUGAAGAAGAGUGUGGGCAGGGAGGAUU
Podarcis lilfordi (Lilford's wall lizard) is the source of this 5370-nucleotide messenger RNA. The record is from the annotation of a GenBank genome assembly. Lineage: Eukaryota; Metazoa; Chordata; Lepidosauria; Squamata; Lacertidae.